AUGCAGCUCCUGACAUUCCUCACCCUGUGCCUCUGGGCAGGGCUCAGCACUGCUGUCAUCCCAGCGGAGGAGGAGAAUCCAUCCUUCUGGAACAAGCAAGCGGCCUUCAAAAUCAAGCCCCGGAUAGGCCAAGCCGAAAACCUCAUCCUCUUCCUUGGGGAUGGAUUCGGAAUCCCCACCAUCACAGCCACCCGCAUCCUAAAGGGGCAGCUGCAGGGGAAGCUGGGCCCUGAGACCCCUCUUGCCCUGGAUGCUUUCCCCUAUGUGGCUCUCUCCAAGACGUACAACGUGGACCGGCAGGGCGCCACGCACGCGGGUCGCCACUCGCAGUGCAGCACCACGAAAGGCAACGAGGUGAUCUCAGUGCUGGAGCGAGCCCGCAAAGCUGGGAAGUCAGUGGGCAUCGUGACGUCAACACGGGUGCAGCACGCGUCGCCCUCGGGGACGUACGCCCACGUGGUGAACCGCGAGUGGUACGGGGAUGCCAGCAUGCCCAGGGACGCCAUACAGCAGGGCUGCAAGGACAUCGCCUGGCAGCUGGUCCACAACAAUGUGAUCCUGGGGGGUGGUCGGAAAUACAUGACCCCUGUGGGAACGCCAGACCCUGAGUAUCCCACUAACAGCAAUGAGACUGGGACACGUAAGGAUGGGAAAAACCUCAUCGAUAUGUGGCUGGAAGCAAGACCGGGUGCCCGCUACGUCUGGAACAAGACAGAGAUGCUGGCUGCUGCUGCUGACCCCAGCGUGAAUUAUUUGAUGGGUCUCUUUGAACCUGGGGACAUGAAGUACAGCCUGAGGCGUAACACCACCCUGGACCCAUCGCUCACUGAGAUGAUGGAAGCAGCCAUCACCAUCCUGAGCAGGAACCCCAAAGGCUUCUACCUCUUUGUGGAAGGUGGCAGAAUCGACCACGGCCACCACGAUGGUGCAGCCCAUAAGGCACUGACGGAGGCAGUGGAGUUCGACAAGGCCAUUGAGAGGGCAGGCAGCCUGACAGACGAGGCCAAGACCCUCACCGUCGUCACUGCUGACCACUCGCAUGUCUUCUCCUUUGGUGGCUACACCCUGCGCGGCUCUUCCAUCUUCGGUCUGGCCCCCAAGAAAGCCAGUGACGAGAAGAACUACACGUCCAUCCUCUAUGGGAAUGGACCAGGCUACGUGGGCCCUGGCCGGCCUGACGUGGACAGCACCACAGCUGGGCAUUUCGACUACCUUCAGCAGGCGGCCGUGCCCCUCAGCUCAGAGACCCAUGGUGGUGAGGAUGUGGCCAUCCUGGCUAAGGGCCCCAUGGCCCACCUGUUCCACGGGGUGCAGGAACAGACCUACGUGGCCCAUGUCAUGGCCUAUGCCGCCUGCCUCGAGCCCUACACUGACUGCCGCCUGGGCAGCUCUGCCCCUGGCACCCAUGCCAGCCUCCUGGCCCUGCUCCUGCCCACCCUCCUCCUGCCCCUCUUCCACUAA
This is a messenger RNA of Acanthisitta chloris (rifleman), 1461 nucleotides long. It is a transcript of the gene ALPI, whose product is annotated as alkaline phosphatase, intestinal. The record is from RefSeq and is a predicted model, not a curated record. Gene Ontology annotation, molecular function: alkaline phosphatase activity. Gene Ontology annotation, cellular component: plasma membrane. Gene Ontology annotation, biological process: dephosphorylation. NCBI's taxonomy places the organism in Eukaryota, Metazoa, Chordata, Aves, Passeriformes, Acanthisittidae.